Messenger RNA from Annulohypoxylon maeteangense, 2116 nucleotides. RefSeq names its product MFS general substrate transporter. Lineage: Eukaryota; Fungi; Ascomycota; Sordariomycetes; Xylariales; Hypoxylaceae. The record is from RefSeq and is a predicted model, not a curated record. Gene Ontology annotation, molecular function: transmembrane transporter activity. The transcript has 2 exons. The coding region runs from base 220 to 1917 and encodes 565 amino acids. Gene Ontology annotation, cellular component: fungal-type vacuole membrane. Gene Ontology annotation, biological process: transmembrane transport.
GUAGACUAGCGGGUAUCUAAGUUCGUGCUUUAGCUCAAGGUUUAUCUCUUCGAUGUUCAGCGUCACGUUGAUAGAUAGGUCACUUAGUAGUAUGUUGGUGGCGGGGGAUAAGUAUCUCAAAUUUUCCACCUUUUAUCUUCCCUUUCCAGUCUCUUAUCUCUCUAUCUCUUGGUCUGCGAGUCAUUUUCUUUUUAUUUCACAGUGACGCUCUGAGAAGCUAUGUCUUUGCAGCGCGUUGCGUCCCUCGAGACCUUUGUAAAUGUCCCUUCGGAGGGCCACAGAUCGAGGCGGGGUUCUGUUUCCUCGGUUGCGGCCUCUGAGAGGGCUCGCAAGCUUACCUUCAACCCGCUUCCAGAGUCGUGGAAUCCGGUCUUUGAUGAUCAUGAAGAGGAUCAGCUAGGCCAGUCCCGCGGGGCUUUUGAAGUUCCGCAAUGGAAACGUAUACUCCAAGUUGUUGUUAUGGUCGUGAUCUGCCUUUUUGCAGCCGGAAUAGUGUUUGGAUAUGCUGCUUUAAAACCGGUCUUGAAAAAAGAAGGUGCAUAUCAAGAUAUGUGUGAUGGCGGAGAUACUUGUGUGGAAAUUCAUCUCAAUCUCAUGUUCACCGUUGCGGCUGUCGCUACCAAUGUUGCUGCUCUGCCCGUCGGUGCGAUCUUAGAUCACUAUGGUCCUCGAAUCUGCGGAAUGACCGGUGCUAUUUUUCUAAGCAUUGGUGCACUCCUCAUGUCGUUUGCUAGAAGCUUACCUUUUGACGCGUUCCUCCUUGGCUACCUCUUCCUUGCACUAGGCGGGCCAUUUACAUAUAUAUCCGCCUUCCAACUUUCCAAUGCUUUCCCCCGACACUCCGGCUUGAUAUUGGCACUACUUACAGGAGCAUUUGAUGCAUCGAGCGCAUUGUUUCUCGUUUACCGUAUCAUCUACCUAAAGACGGAGGGCUCUUUUGGACAUCACAAGUUCUUCCUAGGUUACCUUGUAGUGCCGGUAGUAAUUCUUAUCGUCCAAUUCACGAUACUCCCGAAGCAGUCUUAUAAGACUAUGGGAGAAAUGAUCGAGGAAUACGAGGCGCCUCCAUUCGGCGAUGCUUCUGCUAUUUCUAUAACUGUGAAUGCUGACGACCAGGUGGACGAACAGACUGCACUCUUACGAGAGGAACGGAGGGAGCAUCAGGAAAGCAUUGCGCAGGACAUCGAGGACCUACUAGGUUCCGAUGAAGCAGACAAAGACAAACAAGCUCAGCGCGAGGAGGCUAAAAAUGAGAAGAGUGGCGUGUGGGGCAUAAUGCAUACAAACACGGCAUUAGAACAGAUCCGUUCGCCUUGGUUUAUACUGAUAUGUCUGUUUACCGUUGUGCAGAUGACCCGGAUCAACUACUUCGUCGCAACCAUCCGGCCGCAGUACGAAGCGAUCUUUGGUUCGACGGAAAAGGCCAUCGAGAUCAACAAUUUCUUCGACCUUGCGCUACCUUUAGGCGGCAUAAUCUCUAUCCCAUUUAUAGGAGCUAUCUUAGACCACACCAGCACCGUCGCCGUUCUCUCGACCCUCGUCGUAGUCGCCACGACGAUCGGGGUCUUAGGUGUGCUGCCGUACACAUGGGCCGCGUACGCGAACAUCGUGCUGUUCGUGCUGUACCGGCCUUUCUACUACACGGCCGUCAGCGAUUACAGCGCCAAGGUGUUCGGCUUCCGCACGUUUGGCACGGUCUACGGGACUAUCAUCUGUCUCUCCGGCUUAUUCAACUUCAGCCAGAGCGCGCUGGAUUACCUGUUCCACCGCACUUUCCGCGGCGACCCAGUGCCGGUGAACUUGCUUUUGCUGGCACUGGGCUUGGUUAUUGGGAUUUGCCUUGUAGGGUUCGUGGCUAUUAAGGCGAGGAGCUUGAGUUUGAAGAGGGCUGCUGGGUUUGGUCGCGGGGAGUUUUGAGGGGGAUUCUUGGAUCUUGCAUGGCGAUUUUUUUUUUAAUUUUGCUUUUGUCGGGUGAUGCAUAGGGGGCUUGUUACUUCGUAUAUCUUGGCUAUGUCUUAGGCCUGGCGUUUUUUAUACAGUGCCUAGGUUGGUAGGUAUACUUCCUGUUUAAGAUACGAUUAUGAAGAAUAAAAGCAAAAACAUAGAUACCCAUAAC